GUGCAAUACAGCUGUAAUGGUCCUAGUCUCGACUUUCUGAGACGCAUCUUUUAUAAUAUUUCUGUACCGUGACUUUUAUCUUCAUUUUAUCCCAGAGCUCGGUCAUGAUUGAUGAGACCUGAGACGACGGUUGAGCUCUGGACAGUCGACGACCCAUCGAAAUGCCACGAGUACCUCCCCCAUCCCGGUCUGGCCCUCGUAAAUCCAAUGCGAGCACCCCGGGUCCCGGUGACGACGGGCUGACUCUGGCUGACAAACUCAACUACUACGAUACUCCCAGACCAUUCAAAUCACAUACGUUUAUUUCCAAGCUGCCCGCACGGACAGCUUCCGCCGCGACCACCGGAGUCAAGAAGAAUGUCAAGCAGAUCUUGGUUCUUGAACGAGAACGAGUCUCAGGAGGCGAUGGUUUCUUGUCUGCCGCUCAGACAGCUGCGAAGGCUCGAGGCGAGGUCGUGGAGCUGGGAACGAAGAAGAAAAAGCCAAAGACGGAGCUGUCUAAGCGGGGUCUCAACUUGAAAGGUAGAGGAUCAAGGAUCAGCAGUGUCGUUGGAAGUGGUGCUGGGACGCCAAUGACGGAAGACUUGGAGAGUGGUCAGACUACGCCAGUGAUGGAUGAGACGAUGGAAGAAAAGGUUGAGAUGGCGUUGGACAAUGGACCUAGGAAGGAGAUCAUCACUUAUCACACACCCACCGCUCCUCCAAGCUUGCUUCCUGCUAAGAAAUACUGCGACAUCACGGGCCUGCACGCAAGCUACACGGAUCCGAGGACAAAAUUACGGUACAAAGGUCUCGAAGUCUGGAACGUCGUACGCAACCUGGGUCCCGGAGUCGAUCAGGCUUAUCUCGCUCUGAGAGGAGCUCAGACGUCACUCAAAUAGAUCACCACGCGGACUGCCGUUCAGAGAAUCACACGAUUAGACCAAUUGUCCGCCGUGGCCGUUGCCAUCGCUGUUGUACUGCCCAUUCUUGCUCAUGUUGUAACAUUCGGUCCAUUCGCACAGUGAGAGACGAUAGAAUCACCCAAAGGCUAUGUA
This is a messenger RNA of Kockovaella imperatae, 1037 nucleotides long. RefSeq lists its product as hypothetical. The transcript is spliced from 5 exons. Gene Ontology annotation, biological process: chromatin remodeling. Gene Ontology annotation, cellular component: Ino80 complex. The coding region runs from base 162 to 881 and encodes 239 amino acids. NCBI's taxonomy places the organism in Eukaryota, Fungi, Basidiomycota, Tremellomycetes, Tremellales, Cuniculitremaceae. The record is from RefSeq and is a predicted model, not a curated record.